GAAAGUGAACACUUCAGGAAAAAUUCUUUCUUAGUAUCUUAAAAACAGGAUUUUUAAAAAGCGUCAGUCUUGUCAUGGCUGUCAUUUUCAAGGCCUCACCUAUUGACUGGAGAGCCUCUGAAAAUAACCCUGUAUGUGUAAAAAAGUGCGGUUCUGGUUUUAGUCCCUCUUCAGAACAAAACCCCUUACAAUGCUAGGAGAAAGGGGCAGGCAACUCAGGAAGUGUUUAAGGAUGUCAUUAGGUCAUGCAGAAAGAAAUUAGAAAGGUGAAAGCUCAAUUAGAACUUAAUCUGGCCACUUCUGUAAAGAAUAAUAAAAGGUAUUUUUGUAAAUACAUUAUUAGCAAAAAGAGGGGCAAGGAAAACCUCCAUUCUUUAUUGGACAUGAGGGGAGAAUACAGUUUUACCAAAGACAGCUGAGGUACUUAACACCUUCUUUGCCUCAGUUUUCAACAAUAAGACAGAUCAUCCUCAGGACAGCUGGCCUCUGGAGCUGGUGGACAGGGGCAGGGAGCAGAAUACCUCCUCUGUAAUCAAGGAGGAAGCAGUGACCUGCUGAGCCACUUGGAUCUUCACAAGUCUAUGGGCCCAGAUGGGAUUCAUCCUAGGGUGAUGAGGGAGCUGGUGGAAGAGCUUGCUAAGUCACUCUCCAUCAUUUAUCACCAGUCCUGCCUCAGUGGGGAGGUCCCAGAAGACUGGGGUUUGGCCCAUCCCUAAGAAGGGCUGGAAGGAGGAUCUGGGAAACUAAAGGCCUGCCAGCAUGACCUCAGUACCUGCCAGAGUUAUGGAAAAGAUCAUCUUGAGUGCAAUCACACAGCACCUAGAGGGUGGCUGGGGAUCAGACCCAGCCAGCAUGGGUUUAGGAGAGGUAGGUCUUGCCUGACCAACUCGAUCUUUUAUGAGCAGGUGACCCACCUGGUGGAUGAGGGGAAGGCUGUGGAUGUGGUCCACCUGGACUUCAGCCAAGUCUUUGGUACAGUGCUGCAGAGCAUACUCCUAGAAAAGUGGGCAGCCCCUGGCUUGGUCAGGGCACUCUGCUGGGUUAAGAACUGAUCAAGGUCAGGUUGGAUGGGGCAUUGAGCUACCUGGUCUGCUGGGAGGUAUUCCUGCCCAUGGCAGGGGCGUUGGAACAAGAUGAUCUUUAAGGUCCUUCCAACCUUCCUUUAAGGUCCCUUCCAACCCAUUAACAUUCUAUGAACAGGGCCAAGUGCAUCUUGCUCAAGGGAAGGAAAAGCCUCUGCGAACCACACAGGCAAACCAAGAAAAGACCUUUCCAAUACCAUGGCUGACCCUCUUUGAGGCAGGGAAAUGGACCAGGCACCUCCCGAGUUCGCUUUCAGCCCACGAUAUCCUGAUCUGACAAGUCAAUAAUGAGCGUCGACUAGAGAUUUGGGGAGGGUCACCAGAUCUGUCGCAGUAAAUCGUUGUUGCCGCUCCAGCCAGCACCGCCCGCCCGGCAGCGCCGCCCCUGCCCGCCCUCCACAGCUGGGCGGGCUCGGCCGGGCGGGGCCGGGCAAGGGGAAGAGGAACAGGAAUCCCUUCCGGCGCAGCCCGGCAGCCAUGGCCGAUGAGGAGGAGGACGUGCCGUUCGAAGAGGACGCGGAGGACGCCGGCGGGGGCCUGGACGGCGGGCAGGGCAGGAGGAAGAGACUGUUCUCCAAAGAACUAAGAUGCAUGAUGUAUGGAUUCGGGGACGACCAGAACCCUUACACAGAAUCCGUGGACAUUCUUGAGGACCUGGUAAUAGAGUUUAUCACAGAAAUGACACACAAGGCCAUGUCGAUCGGGCGGCAAGGCCGUGUACAGGUCGAGGACAUUGUCUUUCUAAUUCGCAAGGACCCCCGGAAGUUUGCCAGGGUUAAAGACCUCCUUACUAUGAAUGAAGAACUGAAAAGAGCCAGAAAGGCCUUCGAUGAAGCAAACUACGGAUCUUGAUUCUGUGCACAAGCUGCACUGGAGCUUCACUUGGGCUGCCCAAGCAAUGGCAGCUGCCCAGUAAGAAGGAAGAUCAUGUGUGGUGUUCGGAGGGGUUAUUCAGGAUGGAGGUCACUGCUGGGGUGUCUGCCCUCACUCCCAGUUUUUUCUGAGAACUAUUCAAGCAGCUGAAAUGUUAUCUGAUUGUAUGUGGUAUACUUAGGUAUUUUUAUACCAUUUAAGAAAAUGAAAAAUUCCUGUAAUGGCAGUAAGUCUGUUUGAAGUAGGCCUUUGUUGUAUCAGAUGGCUAGAGGGCUGAUGAUCCAUGAUUCUCUACAACUAUUUCAGUUAUCACUGGGUACUCCUGUGAGAGGAAACCCAGAAAAUGGAUCUUGGUUUAUCUGGACAUGGGCUUCAAGCCCAGACUACUCUAAAAGUUCUGCUUUUUCCUCUGUAUAUGCUCUUUGAAUAAAACAUUUUAAGUUUGUGCCUA
This is a messenger RNA of Myiozetetes cayanensis, 2406 nucleotides long. RefSeq names its product TATA-box binding protein associated factor 13 (gene TAF13). Gene Ontology annotation, molecular function: protein heterodimerization activity. The transcript is spliced from 4 exons. Gene Ontology annotation, biological process: transcription by RNA polymerase II. Gene Ontology annotation, cellular component: transcription factor TFIID complex. Bases 1560 to 1934 code for a protein of 124 amino acids. The record is from RefSeq and is a predicted model, not a curated record. Lineage: Eukaryota; Metazoa; Chordata; Aves; Passeriformes; Tyrannidae.